Molecule: messenger RNA, 2060 nt
Organism: Notodromas monacha
Lineage: Eukaryota; Metazoa; Arthropoda; Ostracoda; Podocopida; Cyprididae
Source: the annotation of a GenBank genome assembly
UAAUUGACGCAUUUUAUAGUUGUGUGUAUUUACCGAGGAAUUUUUGUGCCAUAUAUUGCUGUUUUAAAACGCAAGUGAGGAACGAAGACUCAAUCUGAAAAUGGCUGGGCGUGAAGUCAUUUCCCUGCACAUUGGACAAGCAGGUGUGCAAAUGGGAAAUGCGUGUUGGGAGCUGUACUGCCUGGAGCAUGGGAUCCAGCCCGACGGGAUCAUGCCAUCAGACACAUCACUUGGCCAGGAAUCUGCAGAUGACGCUUUCAAUACCUUUUUCAUGGAAACUGGGGCCGGGAAACACGUCCCGAGAGCCAUUUUCAUUGACUUGGAACCAACCGUGAUCGGUGAAAAUUCCUAUUUCAUUUAUACGAGGGGCCUAGGCAAAAGAAAAUUUCUCGUAAUAGAAAUUGAAACAGCAUAUUUGAUUGAGCUGAAAAAGAAUUUUCGUGAAGUCAUUUCCCUGCACAUUGGACAAGCAGGUGUGCAAAUGGGAAAUGCGUGUUGGGAGCUGUACUGCCUGGAGCAUGGGAUCCAGCCUGACGGGAUCAUGCCAUCAGACACAUCACUUGGCCAGGAAUCUGCAGAUGACGCUUUCAAUACCUUCUUCAUGGAAACUGGGGCCGGGAAACACGUCCCGAGAGCCAUUUUCAUUGACUUGGAACCAACCGUGAUCGAUGAGGUCAGGCAUGGGACCUACAGGACCUUGUUCCACCCGGAACAACUCAUUGCGCUCAAGGAAGACGCUGCUAAUAAUUACGCCAGGGGCCACUACACUGUCGGUCCCAAAGCGAAUGAUUAUGUGAUGCCUGCAAUCGAGAAACUGGUGGAGCAGUGCUCAGGGUUGCAAGGAUUCCUCAUAUUUCAUUCUUUCGGUGGAGGCACGGGUUCUGGGUACACUUCGCUCUUGAUGGAGAAGAUUUCUGCAGAGUAUGGCAAAAAGACCCGGCUGUGCUUUUCCAUCUAUCCUGCUCCAACUGUAUCAACAGCAGUGGUUGAGCCUUACAACGCAAUCCUCCAUACUCACACGUCUCUGGACCAUGCUAAUGUGGACUUCAUGGUUGAUAACGAGGCCAUAUACGAUUUGUGCAAGGACAGACUGAAGAUUGAGCGCCCUCAUUACACCAACUUGAACAGGCUCAUUGGGCAGUUGGUGUCCAGUGUGACUGCAUCCCUGAGAUUUGAUGGUGCCCUGAAUGUGGAUCUCACUGAGUUCCAGACCAAUCUUGUGCCUUAUCCCAGGAUACAUUUUCCAAUGGCAACGUGGGUGCCUGUGGUGAAUCCUGAGACAGCCAAUUCUGAGGCACUCACUGUGCAGCAGAUCACUCACAUGUGCUUUCUGUCAGAAAAUCAGAUGGUAAAAUGUGACCUACAAAAAGGGAAAUACAUGUCGUGUUGCUUGCUGUACAGGGGAGAUGUCAUCCCAAAGGAUGUGAACUCAGCCAUCUUAGCAGUGAAGCAAAAGAAAACCAUACAAUUUGUGGAGUGGUGCCCCACUGGCUUCAAGGUGGGGAUAAACUACCAACCCCCCACCGUGGUGCCCAAUGGAGACUUGGCAAAAGUUCGCAGAGCUGUCUGUUGUCUCACCAACACCACAGCCAUCAAAGAAGCCUGGAGACGCUUGGAUCGCAAAUUUGAUCUCAUGUAUGCGAAACGUGCUUUUGUGCACUGGUAUGUGGGAGAAGGCAUGGAAGAAGGGGAGUUUGCUGAAGCCAGGGAAGAUAUGGAAGCCCUGGAGCUAGAUUAUGAAGAAGUUGCUGGCAGCAUGGAUUCUGAGCAGGAAGAUGACUGAUGUGUCUCGUUCACGUGGACUUUCAACAGAGUGAAGAGAGGAACAACAUCAAAAUAUGAAAUUGGAGCUACAAAAAUCCCUGAUCUCACCUUGCUUGUUGUGUGAAAGCACCUUUUGCACCUUGAUAGUUACGCAUUCGCAAAAUUCUUUAUGGGAAUGUGCCAAUAACAGCCCAAUGCAGUCCUUGUCAUGCUGAGGGCAGAAGGCAAUUGUUUCCAGGAAACACUGCUUUCUUUUUUUUUUGGGAAAUAAAUUCCAAACUUUCAACUAUCAUGAA